This is a messenger RNA of Linderina pennispora, 615 nucleotides long. Its product is annotated as cytochrome P450. The record is from RefSeq and is a predicted model, not a curated record. The annotation marks the transcript as partial. Gene Ontology annotation, molecular function: iron ion binding; heme binding; monooxygenase activity. NCBI's taxonomy places the organism in Eukaryota, Fungi, Kickxellomycota, Kickxellomycetes, Kickxellales, Kickxellaceae. The transcript has a single exon.
UCAUGAACCUCCUACACCACCCGCGCGUUUACGAGCGCGUCACUAGCGAGAUCCGGGCCGCGUUUCCAGCCACUUCCCGCCCGAUUCCGUACGCUGAAGCUAGGCAAAGGUUACCCUAUCUGACUGCCGUUGUCUACGAAUCCAUGCGUCUAAACCCUGCUGUAUCGGGCAUGCUGCCGCGCAGUGCUCCGUGGGAUGGAGCCACCAUCCAGGGGAAAUUUAUUCCCAGCCGCACCCAGAUUUGCGUGUCGAUUGACGCUUGCCAUCGGAAUCCGCGUACAUGGCCAAACCCAGAUGCCUUUGAUCCAGAGAGAUUCUUGGGCGAGAACGCUGAGGUGCGCAUGAAGGAUAUUAUUGCCUUUAGCUCUGGCGUCCGUGUGUGUAUCGGAAGAAACCUGGCGUGGAUGCAGAUCUACUCGGUCCUAGCCAAUAUCCUGCGAAAAUAUGACUUUGCACUACCGACAGAUGCCGCAUAUGGCCCGCACAGGACCAACUCUGAAGGGGUACCGGUCGCGAUUCCUGCAGUCUCAUUUAUUGUUACCGGCCCAGCUAAUCCCAAGAGGGAUUGCUUGGUCAACAUCUCGGCUUACUGAGUAGCUUUUAAGAUACAUGUGC